This is a messenger RNA of Danaus chrysippus (African queen), 4158 nucleotides long. The record is from the annotation of a GenBank genome assembly. NCBI's taxonomy places the organism in Eukaryota, Metazoa, Arthropoda, Insecta, Lepidoptera, Nymphalidae.
AUGGUGCCAGUUGCGAUUGAAGGAUGCAAUCAGGGGACCGAAGGUGGAGGACCCCGUGGUGGAUCUAUUUCUUUGGGACUGCUAAUAGAUUUUAUAGUUCAAAGAACUUAUGACGAACUUACUGUAUUGGCGGAACUGUUACCUCGCAAAACAGAUAUGGAACGAAAGAUCGAAAUCUACAAAUUCAGUGCCAGAACAAGGCAACUGUUUGUUCGUUUAUUGGCUUUAGUGAAGUGGGCAAGCAGCGCUACAAAAGUUGAUAGAUCAGCUCAUAUUAUGGCUUUCUUGGAUAAACAGGCUCUCUUAUUUGUUGAAACAGCAGAUGUGCUAGCGCGAGUUGCAAGAGAGACUUUGGUUCAUGCAAGAUUGCCAACAUUCCACAUGGCUGCAGCAGUGGAAGUGCUCACUCUUGGCACGUACAGUCGUUUGCCAGCCGUCAUCCGUGAACGAUUGGUACCACCGCCGCCGCUCACACCCGCGGAAAGACGUUCAACAUUAAGAGCACUCGCACAUGUUGUUCGACAAAGACUGACCACAGCUUCACUGCCCAGCGAUGUUAGGAACUUGAAGGUAGUUGAAAAUGGAAGAGCUACAUUCACUGUAGGUCAAGAGUUCAGUGUUUCAUUGACGGUUAUGGGUGAUGCACCAAAUGUGCCUUGGCGUUUAUUAGAUAUUGCUAUAUUAAUACAAGAUAAUGAAACUGGAGAGGGAAAGCCAUUAGUACAUACGUCCCAAUUGAACUGGCUACGUGGAGUCGCUCAGGCGAGGCUGGCGGCUGCGGGUCUCAGUGGCGCAUUAACAGCCCUACGUUUCUUCUGUAGAUCACUCUCUCUGGAACUGCUAUAUACACAGACAUUAAGAUUAUGCCGCGACCGAUUGGCCCGACAUCUCCAAGUGGAUAGAUAUAUACCUGGACAAAAGUUACAGGUUUCAUAUUGGAGGGAGUUGGGUUGUGAGCUGGGUUACCGUCUGAUCGUGGGUGCGGAGGGAGAGUCUCUGUGCGUGUGGCACGUGCCGGCGCUGGCGGGCGGCGAGCGUGUGGCGGCCGCGCUCACACCGCACGCACCCUCCAUGGAGCGGCUCCUCGCUCACACCGUACACGUGCGAUCGAGACAGAGACUUAAUGAUCUCAAAGUUCUACUCAAUGAUCUUGGGGUUGAAUGUUCUGUGGGCGGCUGGCCGUGUUCCCUGGCGUGUUCAGUGGUGGCGCCAUGUCUUCGUGCAGAACAGCUCCUGGUGUCUGUGGGGGCUCACGGCGGUCGCCUUAGAGCGCGUGUCCCCGCGUACCCCGCUACACCUCGUAUGCCUGAACUAGCGGCCGCGCUAGCUGCCACGGACAGAACUCUUGUUAGACAACUAUUGACUCAACUGAGGUUUUGGUUGGUGGCCCGGCGAUGUGAGAAGUCCCUACAACACCUGCCAGCCAGUGUGUGUGAACAUCUACCGUUCCUGCACGGACCUGACCACCCUCUCAAUAAACUAUCGCCAGACAGACUAUACGUCACCUUACAUAGACAUACGGAUCACAUACUAGUAGUGGAGAUGAAGGAGGUUGCAGCAGGAGGCACGGCUACCACCAGUUGCAGCAGCAACACCGGCAGCGCCUGUAGUGUGGCGCUGGCCUUCCAUCUGGCCGGAGUGAGGAGGUGUACUCCCGACGAGUGCGAAGAUGAGUCAUCUGGUACUACGUCCAACACGCCGGCCACAGCACGUGCUUACCUCAAGUUACACUCACUGGUCGAGUUGGACACCUUCACGUUAACCCAUGGGCCCUUCACACCUCUCGACACUCCAGGUAUGCAGCCUGGGAAACGUAAGUUGUCUGGUUCCAACAGCCGUUCAGUUCGCGUCCGUCAGCCAGCAUACUUUUUACCGGAAUUGGCUCAUGUCGUGGCCGCCGCAGACGAGAGAGUGCCUUUCGUGAAUCUGGCGCAGGAGUUGGCUGCCCGCGGCGUGACUCACGGUGGUGUCCAAGCGGAGUGGUCGGGCAGUGCUCUGGGUAUGCGUAUAGUGUCGUUACCGCGGCCCGAGGGCGCCAGCAGUGAAGCCGCCGCGGCGUUACGAGCGAGACUGUUGGCGGCCACCGUCCGCCUCACCACCAAGAACCAGGCACGAGUAUGGACCGCUGAGAUCGUGUUCCACGGCUCGCCUGUACCCACACCCAAUCCUAAAGAACAAGGUGAACGUCGCUGUGUUUAUUUGCAAUACGAGCUCGGUACGGACGCCGGUCGUACUGCCGAUGCAUUCCUCGCGGACUGGGCGUCCAUAGUACAUUUACACACACUACUACAUGACUUCAUGCUGCGACCCGUACAAGAGCGUGAGAGCGUAUGGCAGGGCGUGUGUAUAAGGUCGUACACGUACCGGUCGCUGGUACUAGGUUUCGGUCCGGCUCAGCGCGCCACGGCCGUGCUGCAGUGGAGCGCCGCCAGCCAGCGGUACACGGUCGCCACGCCCGCACACCAGCCCGCAGCCAACGCUCACCAUUUACUGCAUCACCACCUCGACCAUUACCUCAACUGGCACAAGGAUUUAAUGUCUCUUGGCGUGGUACUGCGUGAGACUUAUAUGCCGUUGUUAGCGUUGGGUCGCCUGCCCACUCUGCCACAACUUGGCCUUCACCACAUACGAGCUCUCAUGCCCACGCCCACAUUCACACUGCUGGCACACUCAUGGCGGAAGAUUCGCAUCAUUUAUGCCGGUGCAUAUUCGAUAGAAGUGGGCAUACGAGGCGGAAAUACAGUUACAAUUCGAGAUGGUUCUUAUUCUAAGUUCGACAGAUGUUCCGUCGUCGAUGAAUUUGCUCCUGCACAAGGUUUAAAGACUUUCUUGUCGCGAUACGUCGAUGACAACAUCAGUGCGAGACUCUUAGCGGAGGACGAUAACCCUCCAUCACCGAUGUCACCGAUGCCACCAGGCGGUCUUCGUUUCCCCGCCCCGCUGACUCCUCCUCAGCCGCACACGCCGCACUCAGCGCCUGUGACACCACACCCGGCCUCUCCCGCACAACAUCAGAUGGGCGGUGGAUCAUUCAACCUGACGUCACCUCCAGGUGGUGCGGGCGGCUCGGCUGGUGGUAGCGCGGGGGCCGCGGGUGUCUCAGCGUCCCCGGCCUCCCCUAUGGCUCCCUCUCCCUUAGCGCCGGUCGCUUCUCCCCAUCCUCCUCCUACGUCCCCGUUUACCGCCUGGCCCGCCUCGCCCUCCCUACCGCGUCCCUCGCCUGGACAUCACCCCUCGCCCAGGCAUCAUAUAGAACACAAGGCGGGUCCACAAGCGAGUUCGUCUACGGCUGUACGGAGUGGAUGGAGGUCGGGUCUGUCGCCGGGCACACCGCUGGCCGUUGGCAAGUUAGAGGUUCUUUGUACACCAUCCGAGCCUCCCCCAGGGGCGCCACCUGGACCACCUCUGGCACCGCUGCAACGCUUCCUCGCCUGUCAGUAUAUGAAACGGACGCUGCAACGUUUUGUACAUCAGGAAGAGUUUUUAACGCUCGUGUCCGUGGACGCGCUGUCACUCACGUUCAGGUGUGAGGGCGCGGGGCUGGCGGCGCGCGUCGCCCUUCAUCCACAACACAUGCAGUCCUUACACUUGCAGUUGACGCCUCUUCCAGACCAUAAAGACAACUGGUCCGCUGACGACCUACAGGUAAUGGAGAAGUUUUUCGACGUUCGUGUGGCGAUCGCUCCGUAUCGCGCGACAGCGCUGCAGGGCUGGGGCCGCGCCUGGGGAGCACCGGGCGCAGCGCUGCCGUCGCUGGUGGCGUUGAUGAGGGCAGAAUUGGUCCCCGUGGCACCCGCCCUGUGGACGUUACAGUGGGCGCUGCGCAUCCCGCCCGCUGGACCGCAGAUAGUACCGGCCGGACAACCCGCCGUCCUACUCGCCAAACAUAAAAUACUGUUCUUCAUUUGCUUGACUCGCGGUGACACCCAACUCGUAUUACCGCUGGUGUAUGACAUGCAGUCGAACGUUAUACAGAUAGCUGAACGAAGAGACGCACAGCAGCCGCAUCUGAUUGCUGUAAAUUUACAUCUCAAAAGGUUCGCUGAGUUCAACCAGUCUCACGGCGAGUGUAUCCUGUGGCCGGCCGUCCGAGACCUCUUGAUCAACUUCACCCUGCCGCAGGACGCGCCCGCACCCACCGCGGCCCCGCCCACCUAG